Amphiprion ocellaris (clown anemonefish) is the source of this 4587-nucleotide messenger RNA. RefSeq names its product erythrocyte membrane protein band 4.1 like 5 (gene epb41l5). Gene Ontology annotation, cellular component: cytoskeleton. The coding region runs from base 227 to 2575 and encodes 782 amino acids. Gene Ontology annotation, molecular function: cytoskeletal protein binding. The record is from RefSeq and is a predicted model, not a curated record. NCBI's taxonomy places the organism in Eukaryota, Metazoa, Chordata, Actinopteri, Pomacentridae. The transcript is spliced from 26 exons.
GCCUGCCUCCUACUUUUUGUUGGGACCAGGGAGAGAAAAAUACCCUACAGAGGCAGCGAGCUGGAAUAAAAACAAGAAAAAAAACUAAAUAAAAGAAACAAGUUACAAACUGUGGAAAUGUACGAGGCUCCUGUUUAGUCGUCUACAAUGCAAGCGGACGUGCUUUCACCGUGAAUUCCUACGAGGAGGUUUUUGUACAAUCCUGUUUCCCUCCCUCUCCCCCAUCAUGCUGAGUUUCCUGCGCAGGACGUUGGGGCGACGCUCCAUCCGGAAACAUGCAGAGAAAGCCCGGUUACGAGAGGCCCAACGAGCCACGACGCACAUCCCUGCUGCUGGGGAGGCGAAAUCUAUCAUCACCUGCCGUGUGUCCUUACUGGACGGGACAGAUGUCAGCGUUGACCUGCCGAAAAAAGCCAAAGGUGAGGAACUGUUUGAGCAGAUCAUGUACCAUCUGGACAUUGUAGAGAAAGACUACUUCGGACUGCGCUUCAUGGAUUCGGCACAAGUGCCGCAUUGGCUUGAUGUUACAAAAAGUAUCAAAAAGCAAGUAAAAAUUGGCCCACCAUACUGCCUUCACAUGAGAGUCAAGUUCUACUCCUCAGAACCGAACAACCUGCACGAGGAGCUCACAAGAUACCUGUUUGUGCUACAGUUAAAGCAUGACAUCCUCAGUGGCAAGCUAGAAUGUCCAUUUGACACAGCGGUGGAGUUGGCUGCCUUCUCGCUACAGGCUGAACUAGGAGACUGUGACCCAUUAGAACACAAUCUGGACCUGGUGUCAGAAUUUCGCUUCAUACCCAACCAGACAGAGGAUGUGGAACUGGCCAUAUAUAACACAUGGAAGGAGUGCAGAGGUCAGACGCCAGCCCAAGCUGAGAUUAACUACCUGAAUAAAGCCAAGUGGUUGGAAAUGUAUGGGGUUGACAUGCAUAUGGUCAAGGCAAGAGAUGGUAAUGAGUACAGUCUGGGUUUGACACCUACUGGAGUCCUGGUGUUUGAAGGAGAAACCAAGAUUGGGCUAUUUUUCUGGCCCAAGAUUACUCGUCUGGAUUUUAGGAAGAGCAAACUGACGCUCGUGGUGGUGGAGGAUGACGAACAGGGUAAAGAGCAGGAGCACACCUUUGUCUUCAGGAUGGACCACCCCAAGGCCUGUAAGCAUCUGUGGAAGUGUGCCGUGGAACAUCACGCUUUCUUCAGGCUGAGGGGGCCAGUACAGAAGAACUCUGCUCGCUCUGGAUUUAUACGCAUGGGAUCACGCUUCAGAUAUAGUGGAAAGACGGAGUACCAGACAACCAAGGCCAACAAAGCAAGACGGUCAGCGUCCUUUGAGAGGAGACCCAGCCGACGGUACUCCAGAAGAACCAUGCAGAACAGAGGACCAUUCAACCCCCAGGAGGUUCUUUCUUCAGGCAAUGGAGUCAGCUCCAGCAAAGACAAGGUUUCUCUCAGUAGAGGUGCCUGGUCAGGAAUGCCUAUGGUCAGCCCAGUGACAGCUGCUGCCUGUGGACCAAUAGAAAUUGAGGCUCUACCCAGGAGUCCUGGAGGAGAAAAAAGAAGUUUGCCCAUGGUUGCUGACCUGAUGGAGACAUGCAUUGACGAUGUCCUGAGGGCUCCCGUUGUUCCUACGGUGACAACUACAGAGGAAGCCGGACCAAGCAAUGCCUAUGCCGCUGCCAGUGUCACUGUGGAAGAUCCACUCAGUCUUAGCGAAGCAGCAGCUCGGCUGAAGCAGCUGGAGUUGGAGAGCAGUCCACUUCUUUCUGCUCCAAGAAAUAAUGCCAACAUUAAUGUCAAUAUGGCCAUGAACAAUCAGGAGGAUGUGGUGAAGCUUACAGAGAAGUGUGGUCUGAACAGUACGGGCAGCAGUCCAGCUAUCACUCCACUACGCGCCCCAGAGGAUCUGAAGAGCAACAUCUUGAAAGCUCAAGCUGAGGCUGCGGCCCUAAAGGGGCCUUUGGAGGAGCAUGUCGUAAUGGUUGGAGAUAAAAACUGUAAUUUGCAGGAGACUUCUGCCAGGUUGAAGGUGCGUACUGGCCGACUGGGCAGUAACUCGUCUCUUUCUGUUAGCAGCCGACCUGACAUCCAAGACUCCUGGGACCUGCUGAAGCCAGCCUCACUGGUCUCCUCUGCAGGGGCCAGUGCUGAGAGGUUAGCUGAAGAUUUAAACCCCUCUAUUCCCAAGAUGCCCUCUGAGUCUGCCAGUGAAGGCUUGGCACCAAAGGUUAAAGCAGAGGAGGUUGACCUGCAAAUCACUGUCCCCCUGUCUGACAACCUUAUUGAUUUCACUGAUCCCUCUCCCAUGCUGCCACCAGUGCAGCAACCCAAACCUCUCAUCACGCCUCGCUGGAUCAUUCCCACAACUGCUCCUCCUGGCGUCUUUACUAACGGCCUGCUCGACCUUGACCCCCCUCCUAAGGCCACCUCUCCUCUCCCUGCAGAUGGGGGAGCAGCUCUCACCCCAGCCCUUCCCCACCUCGCUCACACACGUAAUACCAUCACUGCCAGCACUGUGGGUCAGCCGCCAGCCUCAGAGGAUGGAGCCAAACCCAGAGGUCUCUUGACCACUGAGCUCUGAUGAAGAAAUGAGUAGCUGACAUCACAGCAUUCAUCUUCCUGACUGCUUUCCCACUUCACCCUCUCAGCCACCCACACACAUGAACAGGCUGGGUCAGGUGUGCUGAACACUGUGAGAAGGCUAAGGAAAGUGGAAAGGAAGAGGCAGCUUACAAGCACCACAAUUGUAGUUGCACCUAUAUCGUCUGACAGCUCGAACACAAUGAGCUACGUACACAGAUCAACACUAGUACACAUGAGCAGUGUUUCAUCAUCACAUGGUAUCAAGCUUAGUUUUGUAAAAUGGAUAAAACAAACAUUUAGCUCCAGUUUAACAUCUUAAGAGCACCUAACUUGUGAAUUUCCUGUUUGUGUUUCAGCGUUAGUGACCUGCCAUUUACUGAAUCCAUCCAGUCAGUCAAACCUCUGUCCAACAACCAGAACCAUCUCCUUUGUAGAUGAGAAAUAAUGGAAGUCUUGCUUGGUACAGAGGUCAAAUUAGGGCUCAUACCCAUACACUGAAAAAAACGUCAACCACUGGCUAAUCACUUAAAGGGGAACUCAACAGUAGGUUGUCCCUUUUAGUGCCCCUGUCUCCCUUUUUUGAGUCAUGCUGUUUUCGUGCUGGCAGUACAAACCACUGGAUCCCUGAUACGCUGAGCUUCUCUACACUCACAUGUAGAGCUGCUGUAGUGCACUGGAAGAAGGACUGCAAAGACAAGUCUAUAACAGAAAGAGACUUUGAUUCUUCAAAACACAAUGGGACUCUUAGGAUGAAACUUGUGGAUAUGAUACGCUACUGUUCUUACAGCACGCUAAGCUUUUUUCAAACCACUCAAUGCUACAUGUGAGAAGUCAGCCACUGGAUGUAAAAAAAAAACUUCACUGGAUUAUCUUUUCAACACUGGACCUUGAAAGAGUGUUUUUGCAAUGAACAAUGAGAGAACAUUUUGGUACCAGCGUCAUGCGGGAUUAAACAUCACACUCUUUGUGCCCUCUUUGUCCCCUUUUUAAAACUCAAUCACAGCUUAUUAUUUAAAGUUUUAACAUUUUGUCUGAAUAUGAUUUUUUUUCCUUUGUUUCACUUUAAACCUCUGUUUCCACAUGUCUGGUCAUUUUUCAUACACAUUGAAUUUACCUUUUUAAAUUGAGCAUGUAAAUGCCACAAGCGUAAGCUGUUCAGUUACCGUUAGACAAACUGUGAUCGCUGGAGUUCAGGGGGUUGUGAAACAGGACAGCUCCUCUUCAGACAGCAAUUUGAUUUUGGUCUUAAUGUUGUAGCAACUACCCUGCCUUAUGUAAAUGAAUGUAUUCAAAAUGUCUCAUCUAAGAAUGCUGGACAUGCUAGAGUACGGAUUUAUCACUUUUACAACUGUGCUUGUUAAACCCACAAUUGCUGGUAUAGUUUAUAACUGGAGGAAAACCUGUGAAAUAUCUUAAAAGCGCAUUUUGUACAUGUGGAAAGUGAGGCCUACUUCUACACUUUCUGACUUAUUAAGCAUUUGACUCUUAAAUGGUAGAGUGUUAGUUCUCAUGCUUUUUUAAAAAAUCUCAUUGUAAUCACUAAGUUUGGACCCUAAUUGAAAUUAUAUCUGUAGCUGUUUUCAGUAUGAUUUCAUUAUGUCUUGAACAAGGGAAGCUGACUGUUUUACAAUGUCUUCUUAGCAGUGACAUGUAUUUAUGCUACUACUCAGUGUAAUUGUUCAAAUAUUACAUGUUGUCCAAAAGUGUUGUUAGCGUUCAGUUUAUAAUGUCCUGUCAGUGUAAUGGCAUCAGCUGGCUGUAGAUACGAAAUAGACUCAUAUAUUUUUUUGAAGAUUAUGUCGGCAGUAUAGUUGCUACAUUCUGAGAAGGAAUUUCAACCUUGAAGUGUUUUCUAAUUACAAAAGAGGUAGGAAACGUAUUACUGAUCAACUUGGAAAAAUGCAGAGAUUAUGAUGUCUCACAUGCAAUUUUAUAUAAACUUAUUUUUUUCUGGAAUACCUGAUGAUGAUGAUGAUGAUGAUGAUUCAGUAAAGCUUUGCUACAGUAGGA